AUCCAGAAGAAUAAGGACAAUGGAUGUCCAAGUGGCCACUGACACCUCCUCCAAGCUAUGGAAUGUCAGAGAGAAAAUGAAGGAGAAAAGACGUGGAUCUCUGAAAACUGCAAAACAGAAUGCUUCUCUUGCAUCUAAAAUAAAAAAUAAAAUAAUAAACAAUUCUUCUAUCAUUAAGGUAUCUUUGCAAAAAAACAACAAAGCCUUGGCCCUUGCCCUCAAUUCUGAGAAGGUGCUCAGUCAGAGGCUUAUAGAAGAAAGGAAGCUUCUGAUGAAAGAAAUUGAGGUGGGGAUGUUUAAGAAUGCCAAGCUCCGAAGAACCAUCUCUUACACGAAUAAGAUUCUCCAAGAAUUAGAAGCUUAUAUAAGUGCUAAACUCCUGUGUGCAAUUAGAGAGAGUGAUCCCUUUACAAUUUCAGAGGAUACCAGUAUGGAAAAUUUGUUCACUGAUGAUAAUGUAGACAAGCACAGGACCAGCUCACCACAUGGGUCAACCAAGUUAUCAAUGAAGGAUCCAACUACUGAUGUGGAAAAUGGGAAACAGCCGAGUGUUGUCCUCAAAGAUCUCUUCUUUCAACAGACAAGCCCCCAGACAUAUCAUGUGGGGUUGGAGCAACCUUCAAAUUCUGAUGGAGAAAGUAAGCAAGUGAAUGCCAUAAGUAUCUUGGAAUCUGAAGUGGCUGAUGCUUUAGCUGAGAGCAAGGAUGGCAAGACUGGGAAGCCAUGCUAUGAAAACAAGUCACCACUUGGAGCAAAUGUCACACAGAGGAAGAAACGGGCCUCUUCCCUUUACCUAAAAUGUCAGACUAUAGCUGUGGACUUUGAGACAGACAUAUGCUCAAAUCGUUUUUCCCGGUGGGCCACUGGCCCUAGAAGUCCUGUGAGACAAACGAAUGGACGAGAAGCUUCCACCUUCUCAUGGCUCUUUGAUCCCCACUGUGAUUCCAACAGCAAUACCUCUCUACUGGAGGAUGCAAUGCUUUCUGGGCAGCUACCAGGGGAAAUAGUGGGUAGUAAGAAUAGGUCUUUGAGUACUAAUGGGCAGGACAGAUCAGUCACAACUUUGACAGAGGACCAAAACAAAAUCACCAGUAGUGCUGACAAAGAUGUUGCCUCACCUUUGAGAUUCGAGAAUUGUGUUUUUACAGAACAGGAGGUCCAAGACACAGCUGGAAUAUAUCCUAUUGAGAAUUCAGACAACAAUAGGAAAAAACAGUCCCAGAGCCUUAGAACACUGAGCCCAGUGGCCCAGACAUCAAGUAAAUUAGCACUGAUAUCAUCUGUGUUCCCAAUGGAGAUGGACUCUUUGGGAGAAAACCCAACCCCCACAAGCAGCAGGCCUCCUGAGGACCAGCUUUACCAAGUAAGUGACAGAAUUAGAAAAUGUAGGCAAACCUAUUCAAGGAGUGAGGUGUGUUCAGAUAGCCAAGAAAAGAUAGCAUUACCUCCCUCUGAAAAGAGAAGGAAAACGUUUUCAGAAAAACAGAUCGAGGUGGAGAACCAGAGCCCAAAUUGUGAUCCAACUUGUGGGAGGUCUGGGGUGAAACGAUCAUCUCAGAAGAAUAAGGUCACUGAUAAGCAGAUGUUCUCAAAUGAGAUAAAUAAGGAAAUAAAACAGAUAAGAAACAGGAUGUCUACUGAUUUACUCAACACUCCUAGCAAAGUAAAUGACUACAGAGAAAAAAACAGAAAAGAGUCAGAAAAGGUGGUGAUAAAUAUGGACCAGCAGAUCCCAAAUACAAUCAGUCAGGCUCCCCAGUGUUUACCUUGUGUGAGAACACUCAGUGUGGAAAUUCCGCAGAAAAUGACUGACAAGCCUUUGAAACAGGAAGUAAGCAGGAGGACCCAUGGCACUAAAGCCAGUGACUGCAGAAAGGAAAACAUGAUUCCACUGGAAUGCAACUUGAAGCAUGACUCUCAAGAACAUAUACUUAGGCACGAAACUAAAGGAAGACAAGUAAAACAGAAUAAAAACCAACCGAGGAAGGCAUGCUCACAGAAGAGUAAAAUGGAAACUUCUAACUCAGACAAUAAACAAAGCAGUGUAAAGGAUUCACCGAGCAGAAAGAAGCAAGCUCUGAAAAGUCAUGUAGGUAACUCUAGAAUUCCUAUACUGGCUUCGUGUUCUAUGGAACCAGGCCUAAAUAACAUACGCCAUGCUUCUGUUAAGAGUAUGGAGGACAUCCAAAAUAAUGUGAAUAAGAAACAGACACCAUCAACUGUACAGAUCAAUGCAACUAGGAAUGUGUUGCGGUCAAUGACUAAAGCAAAGCAAAAGGUUGAAAAUGUUCUUUCAGCCAAAGACCAAUCUGAUUUUGGAAAAAAAGUUGUUUCUGGGACUGUUUCAGGAGAACACGAAUCCACAGAAGUUGGCCAAGUGAUGCAGGAUGAAGGAAGUGAUAGCCUUUCUAAAGCAGAGAGAAACUUCUCCCAGAGAGUCACCAAAAAAUUGGUCCUGAAUAGUUCUGGGUCUUUGGAACCCUCCUAUGUGAUCUCGUCCCCAGAGCAACCUGUAAGGACUUCUGCUGUAGCAGCCUUCCAACUUCUGGAACCCCAUGUGGUAAAUGGUAGAGUUUUAACAGCCCUUCUGCUGAGCCAGAGAGUUGCCAAAUCACCAAAGGAAGGAACUCCCCUACUGGCCAAAAAGAUAGCUGGAGUGUGGCAGUUCUUCCUGGAGGCUCUUUGAGUGAAAAUACUCCAAAGAAAGAAAACCAAGAGUCAUACAACAUGGAAAACACCAGAUUUUCUUCAUCAAAAUUCCUGAGAGAUUCCACAGUAAGACGUUCAGUGAGAAAGAAAGAAAAUCUUGUUAGCUAUCAAGAGCCUCGACUCAAUUGCAAAUUGAGGCGUGGAGACCCAUUCACAGAUGCACUGUUUCUUCAUUCUUCAAUAAGCAGAAGAAAGGGAAUAAUGAAAAGCAGU
Molecule: messenger RNA, 2922 nt
Organism: Phascolarctos cinereus (koala)
Lineage: Eukaryota; Metazoa; Chordata; Mammalia; Diprotodontia; Phascolarctidae
Source: RefSeq, a predicted model, not a curated record